AUGCCAAAGGUCGACGCCACCCGCAACUACUAUGCGGACCUCCAGGUGACACCGGCCUCGUCCUCAGAGGAGGUCAAGAAGCAGUACAGGAAACUUGCUAUGCAAUGGCACCCUGAUCGAAACCGCGGAAAGGAAGAGGAGGCUUCAAAGAAAUUCCAAAUCAUCCAAGCGGCUUUUGAAAUCCUCACCGAUCCGACCCUGAAGCGUCAAUACGAUGAGGCACGCAACAAGUCCGCGUCCAGAUUUCCCACCUCUUCCGGCGUCAGAGGAAAUCCCUGGGCCAAUGCUGGUGCAGACUUUCCCCCUCCACCGAAGCGAACAGGUGCCAAUACGGCUGGAGCAGGCCCUCAGCCGCGUCCAACUUCAGGCGCAUCAAGAUAUAACAAUUGGGGCCAGACUUCUGGCGCAAACUCCCGCAAGACUUCUCAGAAUACAGAUACCGGUUCAGCAAAGGCUCACUAUGACGCUUGGAAAAACAUGCGACCUAAUGCAAACGCAAGCACCCCACGAAAGCCACCGCCCACGCCGGGCCGCCCGCCCACAUCCUCCACACGUGACAGCAAGACUUCCGACGCAGAAGGAGUUCCCAGAACCGCCUCUCAGAAGCAAAAGGCACAGGCUUCAUUUGGCAACACCGCCAGAAGAACUGGCUUCACGCCGAGAUCGCCAGGUCCGGGAGACGAACCUCCCGUCUCCAAUAACAACUACUUCACCACUAGAACGCGCGCGAACAUCUUUCCGGAUGAACCCGCCAGUACGACAAGCCAGAGCCGCCGAGUGCCUCCCGUACCUGACCCCCUGGCACAAUUCAGAGACAACUUUGUGGACGGGCGUCAUAGCUCCCCAUAUGCUACUCCUGGAGGCGAGAAGACAAGCCUCUUUGGUGACGGCCUGAACAGAGCCCGCAGUACUCGCGAUUCGAGCCGACCCUCCACCAGUCACGACGCAGAUACUUCAUUUCCUUUCCCCCGCCAGAGAAGCUCUAGUACACCACGUAGCUCCAGUAACGAUGGCAGCUCUGAGGAUUCGACCAAAGUCAAUACCGGUGCCAAGGUGAACUCUUCCGCAGACUCUGCCUCUGCUUCGCACAGACCCAGCGACCGAUACAGACCCCAGUCGGCUGAAUCUGCCCAAACAUCAUCGGGAGGUAAGGCGCAGUCAGCAGCUGACAAGAAUCGCACGGAUGGAACAGCAAAUCAGCCUAAUGAUAACUCAACAAAGUAUGCAAUCUCGUCACGCACGGCUUCAGCCACGCAAAAUCGCCCCAGGAUACAUUCGCCCUCUGGAAAGUCUCAGAGAGCUACGACCACACAUCCGAUGACCACUGAAUCGCGCCUUCGAAGCACUUCAAGUGAAGUGAACCAAACCGUUCCAAGACUGUUGCCAUUCGAGCAGUAUCUCAAGAAUCAUGUGGAUCGCCUCAUUCGCAGGAUAGGAGACCCUGCUUCGUAUGGCAUCUCGAAUGAUACGGGUCGCGGUAAAGAGAAGCGCGUCGAGUUCGCAUCAGUUCCCACAUAUCACCUACAAGACAGUACUAACGACUUGAAUAGCUUCGGGUACACGAACGACUCGACGUACACAUCGGCAAAAUUUGAUAGGGCGAGUGCGGAUAAUAUCAGCACACAAUUUGUUGAUGAGCAGCCAGAAGCGUUCUCCUUUACGGCGGGAGGCCCUCCUGCAGAAGACAUCCCUCUGCCUUCAAAGCGUGGCUCGCAGUCCAGUAGCCGCCUAGGACGCCGAUCUCCCAUGAAGAUCAACAGACGACCUGUUCCUGCACCACCAGGCCCUAGUCCAAUGCGACCAGAAACCAGCGCCUCCGACGAAGGUGCUACGGCCAAGUUUUCGGCUGCUGAAUGGGGUGAAAAGAUAGGAUCUGAGCAUUUUGUCCCAAAGCCAAGCACCAGCGCUUCUACAUCUCCAACCAGACGCACAAACUCUAGAAGAGGCUCUAAACCAAUCAAGGUAACGCGGGGCGGAUCAGCAGGUAUCAUCGACGAUGACGACGAGAUACCCACCGCAACAGCUGCUUGGACAGAUGCCCCUAAACCUCCUCCCCGAACCCAAAGCCCUAUGGCUAUGGAUAUCGACGAGCCAUCUGUCGAAAAGGACGGAGAGGCCGGAGACGAGGAUGUGACAGAGGACGGCGCACGAAAGAUUCCAGUGGAGCCAACCCGGCCCGAGUGGAGAGCUGGUAAUGUGGACGUGAAGGGUAAGGAUCAAGAACAGCGCCCUACGCUUUCGACAGAUACAACAAACACUACCGCAGCUCAGUCUAAGUCAGCACCUGCAAGUGCUCAGCCGUUUGUAGCACAGAAUGGCGGAUCUGAAGACUCGGAAGAAUUCCGGGCAAGCUUUGCAGAUUUCAAAAAGGUUGAGCCUUUUACAGACCCUCAACCCACCGGUCUUAAUUCAUUCGCCGACCUCAAGACCACACUGCCAUUUGAGAGCCGAGCAUCGGGCCACGUUCCCUUGAGUAAGCCCCAGGCUGCUCCGGACCUAGACUUUCCGGCUGUGCCAGUCGCUCCACGCUUGCAUCCUACAAUUGCAGUAGGUCUGCGCCCAAGCAAUACUCAGUGGAGAAAAUAUUCCCAGGACUUCUACAACUACAUGGAGAAAUGGGAGACAUUCACCGAGAUAGUCCUCACACACUUUGCCACACGCCAAUUCGAAAUGAAGAAGCGCCGGGAGCAAUUCGGCCGAGCCUGGCUCGAAGGUGUCCAUGGAGAGGACGGUGCGGCCUUGUACCAGAUCGAGCUGCAGCAGGAUCACGAAAUUCGAAAAAAGUGGAUGCGGUACUGUGAUGAACACCAAGCUCGUGUCCAGGAGUUUAUCACAUUCCGGGAUCGUGCGAAGUAG
This is a messenger RNA of Pestalotiopsis fici W106-1, 2856 nucleotides long. RefSeq lists its product as uncharacterized. Gene Ontology annotation, cellular component: cytoplasm. The record is from RefSeq and is a predicted model, not a curated record. The transcript is spliced from 3 exons. Bases 1 to 2856 code for a protein of 951 amino acids. Lineage: Eukaryota; Fungi; Ascomycota; Sordariomycetes; Amphisphaeriales; Sporocadaceae.